ACCUUCGAAGGCACGUGAGCGUUUCUGCAAAUGUUGCCGCUACCUUGGGUCGAGGACAAGUACACGGAGCGAAGCUCGAGAAAGAGUAAAACCCGAUUCCCUUGUCCACGUUGUCGAAAGAGUUACACGACCAAGAGCGCGGUGACGGCCCACUUCAAGUACGAUUGCGGAAAACCGCCACGUUUCGAGUGCCCUUAUUGCGGCAAGUUGAGCAAGAAAAAGUUCAACAUCCAGGAUCACAUAAGGCACAAGCACCCGUCCAAGCCGGUCAUCUGCAACACGUUGUUUUAAGACAACCACGGUCUGUCAUCGUCUCGCACGCGACUUCGUCCCACGAUAAAUUUCUCCAUAAAUUUGGUCGCAAAAAUCUUGGCGGGCUCGAAAAAUUUGAAAGUUAAAAAAAGUUCGAAAAACUCUUCCCUUUUCUUUUCGUGAAACCAAUCCUCAAAGUUUCUGGCGUAGAUUCUCAAGAAAAGACAUUCUUGAGGAUUCGUUUCACCGUCUUGAAAAUUAAAUUUUUCCUCUCCCCCUAAAGACCAGAAUUUUUAAUCAGGUUUUUGCGACCGAAUUGGAUUAAACAGAUUUCGUUCACGGAAGCGUAGCCGCGUGAAAAACUGGAAAAAAGUAGUUGAAUGGGUGCUGGGAAAAACGGAGAUAUCCGAGCCAGCCAGAUAUCCAAUUCGAUCUUGCGUGAAACCCGGCCCGAUCUGUUAGAAAGAAUUUGUUCUCAGAGAAUAAAAAAUCUUUAUUGUUUGAAAAAAAAAAAAACAAGGAGAAUACAUA
This is a messenger RNA of Apis florea (little honeybee), 783 nucleotides long. RefSeq lists its product as uncharacterized. The record is from RefSeq and is a predicted model, not a curated record. Gene Ontology annotation, cellular component: nucleus. Lineage: Eukaryota; Metazoa; Arthropoda; Insecta; Hymenoptera; Apidae. Gene Ontology annotation, molecular function: protein binding. Gene Ontology annotation, biological process: regulation of transcription by RNA polymerase II.